UCCCAACCCCUUCUCCAACAAUCGACGCUCUCAAACCCUCAUCUCCCAAAACCCUUCUCUCCUCCCUAUAAAAACCGACCGACUCUCUCUCUCUCUCUCUCUCUCUCUCUCUCUCUCUCUUUGUUUAUUGAGGUUUGGUGGUGUUUUCGUAGGGUGUAUAGCAAUGCAGAGGGAAAAUAACAGGAGAGGAAGUACAAGAGGUGAGGAUUUUUCUUCUCUUCUUCCAUAUGCAGCCAUGGCGAGUGCUUUUACGAACAAGCUAUUGAAGUCGAAAGAACAAGCAGAAGAAUACCCCUUUUUUAUCAUGGAAGAACUCAACCCUAAAAAUUUCGGCUACAUCACGGUACACCGUGCUUCCAAUCAUAGCCCAAAUCAUCAAGGACAUGCCUCAACAAUUGAAAGUGAGGCUUCUAGAGGAAGUGGGAGAGCAUGAUAGAGAACGGAUAUUGGCUG
Molecule: messenger RNA, 453 nt
Organism: Magnolia sinica
Lineage: Eukaryota; Viridiplantae; Streptophyta; Magnoliopsida; Magnoliales; Magnoliaceae
Product: respiratory burst oxidase homolog protein E-like
Exons: 2
Coding region: 164-433 (89 amino acids)
Source: RefSeq, a predicted model, not a curated record